This is a messenger RNA of Hyla sarda, 2144 nucleotides long. RefSeq names its product SS18 subunit of BAF chromatin remodeling complex (gene SS18). The record is from RefSeq and is a predicted model, not a curated record. Bases 323 to 1579 code for a protein of 418 amino acids. The transcript has 12 exons. Gene Ontology annotation, biological process: positive regulation of transcription by RNA polymerase II. Gene Ontology annotation, cellular component: nucleus. Gene Ontology annotation, molecular function: transcription coactivator activity. Lineage: Eukaryota; Metazoa; Chordata; Amphibia; Anura; Hylidae.
UGGGACAUACCAAGUCUGUGCGCGUUGUUCACGGCCAGGAGCAUUGUGGGAUCAUUGCACAGCGGAGCUUCUCAUAGCUCAUUGAGGGGGGAGAUUAUUUGCAGUGUUAUUGUUCAGUAGUGAAUUAAGUCAGCUUUGGUAAGGUGUCCGAUCCCCCUCUGACGUCAUCGUGUGUUGGUUUAGUCCAGGAGUGUGGUAGUGUCUACGCGCGGUGAGGGGGUUCCGUUUCAGCCGUUAUAGUUUCGAUAAGGCCUCCAGUUUCCGGGAUCGGUAGUUCCUCGGUCUUCCUUACAGCCUGUGUCCUGUCUGAGCUCCCUGCGACAUGUCGGUGGCCUUUGCAGCUCCCAGGCAGCGGGGGAAGGGCGAGAUCACCCCGGCCGCCAUCCAGAAGAUGUUGGAUGAGAAUAAUCAUUUAAUCCAGUGCAUCAUGGACUAUCAAAACAAAGGAAAGACCAACGAAUGUUCACAGUAUCAACAGAUGUUGCACACAAAUCUGGUUUACUUGGCAACCAUAGCAGACUCCAAUCAGAAUAUGCAACCUUUAUUACCAGCACUCCCCACACAGAAUAUGCCUAUGGGUCCGGCGGGGAUGAAUCCGAGUGGCCCUCCACAGCCGCCACGCUCACAUAACAUGCCUUCAGAAGGGAUGGUAGGAGGGGGUCCGCCUGCAACACACAUGCAAAACCAGAUGAACGGCCAGAUGCCUGGACCAAACCAUAUGCCUAUGCAAGGACCAGGACCUAAUCAACAUAACAUGACAAAUAGCGCCAUGCCUAUGCCUUCUACUAAUCAUGGUUCCAUGGGAGGAUAUAAUCACUCUGUGCCGUCUUCACAAAAUAUACCAGUCCAAAAUCAGAUGGGUAUGAAUCAAGGCCAGUCAAUGGGCAACUACGGCCCCAGGCCAAGCAUAAACAUGCAGCCGAAUCAAGGUCCAAUGAUGCAUCAACAGCCUCCUUCACAGCAAUAUAACAUGUCUCAGGGUGGUGGCCAGCAUUAUCAGGGGCAGCAGCCACCUAUGGCAAUGAUGGGCCAGGUUAAUCAGGGGAAUCACAUGAUUGGACAAAGGCAGAUUCCACCCUACAGACCUCCUCAGCAAGGUCCACCUCAACAGUACUCAGGCCAAGAAGAUUAUUAUGGAGACCAAUACAGUCAUGGCAGUCAAGGUGCUCCGGAAGGCAUGAACCAGCAAUACUACCCUGACGGUCAUAAUGAUUACGGUUAUCAGCAACCGUCGUAUCCUGAACAAGGCUACGAUAGGCCUUACGAGGAUUCCUCACAACAUUACUACGAAGGAGGGAAUGCACAAUAUGCUCAGCAACAAGAAUCUUAUCAAGCGCCACCACAACAACAAGGCUACCCGUCUCAGCAACAGCAGUACCCAAGCCAACAAGGUUACCCUGGCCAACAGCAAGGUUACGGUCCUUCUCAAAGUGGUCCUGGUCCUCAGUACCCAAACUACCCUCAGGGACAAGGACAACAGUAUGUGCCAUACAGACCUUCACAGCCAGGACCUCCGCAGCCACAGCAGCAGAGACCUUACGGAUAUGAUCAGGCGCAGUAUGGAAACUAUCAGCAGUAAAGAACUUGUGGAUUCCUGUAGCCAGUCAGUGUAGCUGUUGUGGUGUUUCCUCUGGACUGUGGACAUUUUCCUUUUGAAGAUAUUUAUCACUUUUACAUUUGGGAAAAUUAUGUGAAAUUUGAUGGCAUCUUCCAACCAUUGAAGACUGCAGUAAUUCACAUGUCAGUUCACACAAUGUACUCUAGGUGGUGAUGUUGCAUCAUACAAUCCAGGAUAUCCAUAAACAAGAGAUGUCAGACCAUCCAUUUGAGAUGGGGGAGAAUUUUUUUUUUUUUCUUUUUCUUUUUUUUUUUUUAAGUUACAGCUGUGUACUUAUACACCAUAAACUGGGGAACAAAAUUUCAGAGCAUUUGUAACUUUUGGAUACACUAUGAAGUUAAGGAGAAUGUGUUUGUGCCAUGAAUGUUACUAUUAGAAUUAUAAAAAUGGAGAAACAAUGGCUAAUGCUUUAUCAAUAUAUAUUUUUUAUUUUUUCCUAUGAGAAAGGUCCUACAGUUUGGAUACUUGGAAUGAACAUACCAUACAUUUCUUCCUUAAGUUGCAACAUUUAUUUCUAUAGAAUAGC